AUGUCGUCUUUACUCCGAAAUAACUAUGCACUUAUGAUGUUCUACGUGCGAGAGAGGCUGUGGCGCCACGCGGAGCUUGUCUGCACCGAGACCAUUAAGAGCACUGACAGUUGGGUCUUGCGUGUUUGGCGUGCGCUGUGCUACGACCAGCAGGGUCAAUCGAACGAGGCAUUGCGUGAGUAUAAGGCCGCGGAACAGCGUCGGGAAACCAAUAUUCCUGCGUUGAUGGGGAUUGCGCUCAUAUACCGCAGGAACAAGGAUACGGAGGGACUUUCUUUGGUAGAACGUUCCUUGGGUGACAGUUCUCACGCAAAUGAUGUGGACGGAUGGGUACAGGCGGCUGCGCUUGCGUGGGCUGCUGGUGACACCAGCGGAGCACGUGACAUUCUUAUGCGCUUUCAGGAUGGCUUUGAUGAGCACCGUGAUGAGUAUACAAACCUCGCGACGGUGCGAGCCUGGGUGGACCUCAGCACAGGCCGUGGUGCCUUUUUGGAGAAGAGCGGUGCGCUUCUUCGGAAAGUCAUGGAGAUGGAGGAUCAGGACGGGCAAACGAUGGACUUGGAUGCCGCAAUGGGUCGUGUUGUGUUUUAUGAGCGCAAAUUCCAGUUUUUUCUUGCACAACAACUGCUAAACAAGCUUAUUGUGAGUCGCCCGAACUUCACCCCAGCCCUUGUAGUGAAGGCGCGACACCUCAUGAAGGCGGAGGACUGGGAUCAGUGCUGGGAGACAACAAAGCGUAUUCUUGCAAAGGAGAAGACAAACCUCGAGGCUUUGGCGCUCAAUACACUGUUUCUUCUCGUGAAGGAUGCCCGUUAUGAGGACGCCGCUGCACAGCUACCUCGGCUUUUUGAGGCGGUAAAGGAAAAGGAACCGAAGAAUGCGGCGCUCUUUUUUGAGUACGCACGGUGUUUCUCUCGUCUUAGCGGGAAUUACCUGCCACUGUUAGGCGUCACCACGCAGUUUGCGGAGGUUGCCCACCGCAUGGCGUCACAAAGAGGUGACUACUUUGCAGAAUUGGGCUACCAGCAGACGCUUCGUGGUGAAUACAAGGCGGCAAUUGCAACCUUUAAAAAGGCUUCUGCAACGCCCGACAGCAGCAUAACACCUCUACUGGGCCUGAUUCGCUGCCUUAUUCUUACUGGCGACCUUGACGAAGCCGCAAAACAGAUUGAAUUCCCAAACGAGAUUCAGGCACCGAAUCAGCGCAACGCGGAGCUGAGCCUACUCAACGCCAUCUUGCAGUGGCGGCGGCAUAAAAACCAUGCAAAGACCCUUGUUUUUCUUGAUCAAGCUGCAGAGGCCAUUAGACAAGAUGUAGGGACAUAUCAGACCGGGAUGGAACUGUACAUCAGACUUAAUCCCCCAUUGAUGCUAGAUAUUGCAAAGGAAUACAUGCAGCACUGCCGCACGGAGCCGCCAGACCCAACAGUACCUAAGGCAGACCCAAUUGCCGAGAAGUGUAGGCGGCAUCUUGAGUUGCUGCUGCGGCAUGUUCCUGGUUGCCUGGAGGCGCAGCUUCUCCUCUCUCGGAUCUACUUUGUUUCUGGCGACUUGAAUAGAGCACAGACAAUGAUCACUAAAAGUAUUCGACAUGUACAUGUGCUUCCAGAGGCAUUUCUUCUUUCCGCACAGAUUUGUCAGUAUAUUGGCAAUGCAUCACUAGCCUCUCAGGCGUUGGAACAGGCACUGACUUUGGAUUUUGACAUGAAGGACCAGCCGCAGUACAAUUUAUUACAUGGUAUUGUGCUUGGGAUGAUGAACAAGUACCAGAAUGCGUUAGAGGCUCUUCAACUGGCAUUAAAACUCACGAAGGAGAAGUCACGAGUAACUACCAAGGGACGACCGUUGCAACCGCUGAGUUUGCAGGAUCACGUCAGUCUGUAUUUGCAAUUAGCGCAAACCUAUCUCAGAUUGCGUGAUACAGAAGAAGCACGUGCUACAUUGGUCGAGGCAACGGCCAUGUUUAAGGAGACAACUCAGGCUGGGCGUGUUGCGAUUGCGAACGCGAUGAUUGCCGCACGCACAGAUAUGGAUAAAGCCGUUGAGAUACUGAAACAGGUGCCGCCUCGUAGUGAGUUUUUUACCGCUGCCAAAACACGCAUGGCAAACCUUUAUCUCACAUAUCGUCAGAACCGCCACAUGUACGCUAACUGCUUUGAAGAACUUGUCGAGGAGGUUCCGACUGCUCAAAGUUAUUUUCAAUUGGGUGAGGCGUACACAAACAUACAGGAGCCAGAGAAAGCCAUUGCUGCCUACGAGAGAGCAAAAGCGAUGGACCCAGAAAACGCCGAGUUGGCCGUCCGUAUCGGGCGCGCACUUGUGUCAACGCAUGACUAUCAACGUGCCGUUCGCUACUACCGUGACGCGGUUGCUUCAGACGGGGUAAAUUUUACUGUUCUUGCCGAUCUUGCGACGCUCUAUUGGCGCCUCGGUGCCCCAGAUCACGCCAUUUCGUUGCUGACAGAGGCUCCGGCGCAUCAGAGUGAACCGGAUGUUGGGGAAACUGUCGAGCGUGCUAUUGAGCGCGUCAACUGUACACUGCUCAUGUGCAAGAUUUACCGAGACUCCCAGAAGUCAGAUGCUGCGACUGAAGCACUGCUUCGAGCGCGCGGUUUUCAGGAGCAUGUUUUGCACCACAUGAUGCGCAGUGAGACGCAGGAGACGAUUUAUCAGCAGAAGAUUGUCGCUGCAACCAUUGCGCUUGAACUGGGCGGAUAUUAUGCUUCUAUCGGCGACGCACAACGUGCAAAGGAAUUUUACCAAGAGGCGAGGAUGUACGAUGAAUCAAACGAAGAAGUUCUACUGGCAAUUGCACGGUUACUUCUUGAUGGUGGCGACGCAACCGCAUGUGAGGAGCAAUGCAAUGCCGUUCUUCGUAUUAGCCCCAAGUCCGAGGAGGCGGUUGUAAUACUUGCAGAUGUCAUGAUUCGCCAGCACCGUUUUGAUGAUGCGGCCCAACACUUUAGUCAAAUUUUGGAUAAAACCCCGGACAACUACAAGGCGUUGGCGCAAUAUGUGCGGUUGCUGCGCCAUGCCGGACGCCUUGGUGACGCAGAGAAGGUACUUGAACGAGUGGAAGAGCUCGUGCCGCUGGGUCAGCGACAUCCAUCAGGAUUGAGCUUUGCGCGAGGGUUGUACCAUCGUUAUUGCUACGAGAAUCUAGAGGCCCUCCGAGCCUUUAAUGCUGCACGGCUUCCUGUCGAUGACUCCCCGUGGAGUAUACCCGCAUUGACGAACAUGAUUGAGAUGUACCUCUUUUCAUCCAACGAGGAGCUGUGGGUUGACACCGUUCUGCGAGAUGAGGAUAAGAACGAAAAUGUUAGGAUUGCGGAGCGGUUGUUGCUUCAAAUGCCCGACGGGGAGUCGAGGGAUAUUCUUCAGGGUUAUUGCUGGAUGGCAAGCAAAAAGCGAUCUUUGGUGGAGCGGGCUAUAAAGGAGUUUAAGCAAAUUUGCGCCACGAGUGAGACGAUGCAACAGCACCAAAGGUCAUUCAAUGAUGAAAAGGAUGCCAAGGAAGAGGAGAAAGACGAGGAUGAACGACUGCUGAGUGAUGCCAACCGACCACCACAGGCUUCUGGCCGGCUGAAUGUUCCUGUCCGUGUUGGUUUGGCCAUAGCGUACUUCAUCGCGGGUCUUGAGAAGAAGGCGGCCGCUGAACUCAAGCGGAUUGUAUACAUGCCGUUUGACCCCAUCACAAUCGAUGCUGUUCACCGUGCUCGCCUGCUUGCUGCACACAUGAGCAUCCUCAGAGAAGAUCUCAAGAUGGCGCAGGGUAUUCUACAAAAGAACAUUGAGGUCAACAAGAGUUGCCCUCAGACUUGGCUUAUGAUGGGUUCCGUACACGAAAUUGGGAUGAGUCAUGACGAGGCUGCCGAGUGCUACGAGAAUGCCUGGAAACUUACGAAGGAGCGUGACCCAUCGGUGGGGUACAAACUGGCAUUUCAUCGGAUGAAGUCGGGAAAGAUAGUCUCGGCAAUUGAUGUGUGCCGCAAAGUACUGGAGGUGCAUCCCAGUUAUCCUAAAAUACACGAGGUGAUGGAUGCGUGCUGCAGUCUUCUUCGUCCCUGA
Molecule: messenger RNA, 4068 nt
Organism: Trypanosoma cruzi
Lineage: Eukaryota; Euglenozoa; Kinetoplastea; Trypanosomatida; Trypanosomatidae
Exons: 1
Coding region: 1-4068 (1355 amino acids)
Biological process (GO): intraciliary retrograde transport; protein localization to cilium
Cellular component (GO): intraciliary transport particle A
Molecular function (GO): protein binding
Source: RefSeq, a predicted model, not a curated record